UUGCACAGCUUUCGCCUCCUGUUUAAACCCUAAACCCUAAUUAUUUUUUCUCAAAAUUUCUGGCUACUCUCACCAAUCUACCACCACUACCGACAAUUAGCCACCAAUUUCGUCGUUCCACCAGCACGUCAGCUUCCCGCCGCUGCCGCCGUAUACCUUUGCUCGCCGCUCUCUUUAAUGGCUGGUUCAAAACUCAACAAGAAGAAGGGCGGUAGAGCAGUUAAUCCUCCGCCGAAGAAGAAGCAAAAGGCAUUGCCUACUCUAGAAAAAGAAUCUAAGAAAGAGGAGAUUAUCAGUGAUUCUGAUGGCUCUGAAGAGCACGAAAUGCUUGAGAACUCAGAUGAGGAAGAUCAUGGAUUGGACUCGAACUCGGAUAUGUCGUCAGAUGGUGAUGAUGUUUAUGCCAAUGACAUCCUCCAAGGGAGUGAUGACGAAGAGGGGAGUGACAACAAAGAGGGGGACUCAGAUUCUGAUGUAUCUGAUUUCGAGAAGGAAGCAAGAGAAAUUGAUGAGGAAAAGGCACGGGAAGAAGUAGACGCCGAAGCAGAAUUAGAGCUUAAUAUAAAAAAUGAAGCUAAUGAGUUUGCUUUACCAACUGAGGAGGAGCUCGAAGAAGAAGCACAUAGUCCCCCAGAUCUGUCCAAUCUUCUAAGAAGGAUAAAAGAGAUUGUACGGGUGCUUUCAAAUUUUAAGUCUUUGAGGCAAGAGGGUGCUACACGGAAAGAUUAUGUCGAACAACUUAAAAAGGAUUUAAUAUCUUACUAUGGAUACAAUGAUUUUUUGGUCGAAGCUCUGGUUGAGAUGUUUCCGGUUGUUGAACUCAUGGAACUCAUUGAAGCUUUUGAGAAGCCAAGGCCUACCUGUCUUCGUACUAACACUUUAAAG
Molecule: messenger RNA, 885 nt
Organism: Salvia hispanica
Lineage: Eukaryota; Viridiplantae; Streptophyta; Magnoliopsida; Lamiales; Lamiaceae
Source: RefSeq, a predicted model, not a curated record